AUGGAAAUAUCUUUGAACAUGAGUGGCUACGUAGAAGAGUUCAUGAAAGCUCUUGAACCGUUCUUGAAGGUAACUUCUUCUCCAGCUUCAUCACAACCAAUAUCACUAACUCAUGAUAACCUAACCAUACCGGUAUCUAACCAAACCGGACCACUUGGGCUAAACCAGCUCACUCCCACUCAAAUCCUCGAAAUUCAAACAGAGUUACAUCUCAGACAAAACAAAUCUCACCGUCGAGGCUGUGGUGACCAUAACCUUCAUAUUCUCAACGCUAAACCAAUGAAGAAAACCGAUGUAACUAAAUCGGUUAAACUAUACCGAGGCGUUAGACAACGGCAGUGGGGAAAAUGGGUUGCUGAGAUUCGGUUGCCUAAAAACCGAACCAGGUUAUGGUUAGGCACGUUCGAAACCGCGGAAGAAGCUGCAUUAGCUUACGACCAAGCUGCUCAUAAGAUCAGAGGUGAAAACGCUCGUCUCAACUUCCCUAACAUUGCUGGUCGAGGAGAAUACAAACAGACAUUGUCCCCAUGUGUCAACGCUAAGAUCGAAGCCAUAUGCAAUAGUAGUUCAGUACUUCCCAUGUCUAAGCUCAAAAAACCGGCAAAAAUAGAGGAAGGGUUAUUAGGUUUUCAUUACACGGGUUCUGAAAUGGAGCAAGAACGCGAAGUUUUAGAUAACUUCGGAUACGGGUCGGGUUCUUCUCCUGAGUCAGAUAUAACGUUGUUGGACUUCUCUAACGAAUGGGUGAAAGAAGAUCAUGAGAGCUUUUGCAUGGGUUUGCAGAAGUAUCCUUCUUUUGAGAUUGAUUGGGACGCUAUAGAUCAACUCUAA
Eruca vesicaria subsp. sativa (arugula) is the source of this 831-nucleotide messenger RNA. The record is from the annotation of a GenBank genome assembly. NCBI's taxonomy places the organism in Eukaryota, Viridiplantae, Streptophyta, Magnoliopsida, Brassicales, Brassicaceae.